ACAUCACUGUAGCCGGGUUUUCGUGAAUUUUAUUUCAUUAGUUCAUCAUAUUUCCGAUAAAAAAUAAAAAACAAUGCUGAAGAUGAAAUUAGAAGCUUUGGAGCACCCAACUCCUGAUAAACUGGACUAUAAUGAUCGUAAAGUUUUUGCCAGUACAAUUUUGUGGUUGGAAGACCAAAAAAUUCGUACCUAUAAAAUUGAAGAUCGGGAAAAUCUCCGCAGAGUAGACAACAUGCAGGCCUGGGAGGAAGCAUAUACACAGUAUAAAAAUGAUUUAGGAAUGCCACAUUUUGAAACGCCACUCGAAGACAUUUCGUGGAUUCUCAGCUAUGCAAUACGUUUAGAGUUCUUGGAUGCUCCCGAUGCAUAUAAGGACUUGAGUUCUGUGCAAAUGGCCCAAAAUGUCAAUAAAUCUAUUACCCCGUGUAUUAAAAAUGAAAGCUUCUUUGACAACAUGGAUUUUAACCAUAAAGAUUUUGUGGGUGGCAUUAGAGCUUUAGCAGCCAAGUUAAAAGUACCCCACCAUCCUAAUCAUUUAAUGCAACUGGAAGCUAUAGCUCGUAUUGUUAAAGAGCGUCUAUCACCUGCUGCUAAGAACCGUGAACCUAUUAUUGGUACACCAUUUCCAUUUGAAAAAGGAAAUGACAUUGUUUAUAAAGAUGACCCCGCAUUAGACUAUCCAGUGCGUAUUUUGCGUUUAUUACAAAUACAAAGUCUUCGCGAAUUACAAACUCAUAUUAAUGAAACUAUAGUGUCCGUACAAAAUUUAACUGCAAAUCCUAAAACUGAUACCAAACUUGGUAAAGUAGGACGUUAAAUAAGAUAUCGAAUCUUGAAAUAAAUUUAUAAUCUAUAUAUUUAUUUAAAUAUUAAAAUAACAAAUAGAAUAAAACUGAAAUCAUAUUGCAGUACAUAUAUGCAUAAAAGUUAAAA
Messenger RNA from Calliphora vicina (urban bluebottle blowfly), 933 nucleotides. Its product is annotated as RNA transcription, translation and transport factor protein. The coding region runs from base 74 to 817 and encodes 247 amino acids. NCBI's taxonomy places the organism in Eukaryota, Metazoa, Arthropoda, Insecta, Diptera, Calliphoridae. The transcript is spliced from 3 exons. Gene Ontology annotation, molecular function: RNA binding. The record is from RefSeq and is a predicted model, not a curated record. Gene Ontology annotation, cellular component: tRNA-splicing ligase complex. Gene Ontology annotation, biological process: tRNA splicing, via endonucleolytic cleavage and ligation.